AUGACUCCUCUCAGAAUUAAGUCUUCUUCUCGUAAAUCACCUGAAAAGCAAGAAGAACCUGACGAUUACUAUUUAAGAAAUACCGCAGCAUCAUCAAACCUACAAAUGUCUUAAUCUACUCAUUAGAGAAUCGGAUUAGAUGAUCUAAAAAAUAGCACGAGACCUCAAGAUAGAGAUUAUUAUCGCAGAAAUCAUAGAUUAACUAAUACAAUUAGAGAUGAUGAUGAGAAUUCUAAAUCAGAUUAUCACGCACUGAGACGUAAAUAAAACUCAAUGACCAGAAGAAAUAGUGAGAAAGAGGAAUUAUAUGCUAAAAUGGCAAGAGAUCUAUUUAGAGAAAAUUAAGAAAAGGAUAUGGAACUUGAUCGAUUGAGGAAAGAAUAAGCUGAAAGAGACAAAAGAAUUGAAAAAGAUCUAGAGAGAAUAAGACUUGAGAAAGCGAUGGAGGAGCAAAAGAGAAAAAUGGAGCUUGACAAACUCAGAUCCAAAACAGAAUUCAAAUUGAAAACAAACCCCUCAGAUAAUAAAAUGACAAAGCUUGCUCUAUAAAUGCUGUAAGAUGACUAAAAAAACGUGGAUAACUUAGCUUAGUCCUUAAGAAAUUAUUUAGAGUACUAAAAUGAUAAGGAAAAAGCAGCUUAAGCUAGAGAGAAUGCACUUAGAAACAGCAUAAGCAAACUCAAGAAGCAAAAGACUAAAAAGAGAAAAGCUCUAAGUAUAGUUAAUAAUGGAGCUAGCUAUACUCAAUGGACAUAAGGUUUCUCAAGAAAAACAACAUAAUUUGACCCUAAUUCCUAAACAUUGUAUGAUCCAUUAAACAGAUCAGGUCUUCCUGAUAAGCCUAAAGAUAGUCCCAGAAGAGAAUCUACUUAAAGGAUUAACGUUGAUAGGUCGAUGCUACUACAUACUCCUGAAGCUCCACUUCUUAGUUUGGAGAAGAAAAUAUCAAGUAUCGUGCAGGCAGGAUCAAAUGUCUAAAGAAAGAUCUCUACUGUUUCAUUCGCGGACUAAUCUCAAAAUCUUGCAAAACAGCUUUCAAGAAAGCCCUCCCUUAAUAAAAUUGCAUCAUAACCUGCUCCUAGUUUAAAAAAAUAAAAGACUAAUACAAAUGCUGGAACACCUAAAUUCGAUGUACCAGAGCUAAAUCUAAACAAAAUUAGGUCUGAGGCUUAAAAGAGGACACCCUAUCUUUAAAAGGUAACUUCUCAGAAGACUUUAAAGAAAUAAGGUCUCUAGUCUAAAGUCUCAAUUAAUUCUAGAUAAGUUAAUAUGCUUGAACCACCUGCAAGGGUAUAAAGUGCCAAGAAUUAGAAUAAGCAGCAAAAUAUCAACAAUGAAGCAUCAUUUUUUACUGUAGAAAAUCUUGAUAGCAUGUCUGAAAAUUCUGAAGGAUUAAAUGAUCAGAAUAGACUAAGUGAGCUAAUCAAUCAAGUUGUGUAGACCCAAAAGAAUAUUGAAGAAGUAGUGAUAAAAGGUGCUAAGGAGUACGAGGAGAACUAGAAAAACCCUAAACUCGAGGUCAUUUACAAUGAAAAGGAGAUGGAGCUCAAAAAGUUUUUAGAGAUGUGUACCAAACACUACAAGAAAUGCGACUAAUUUGUAGAAGAACUCAAGUGA
This is a messenger RNA of Stylonychia lemnae, 1617 nucleotides long. Lineage: Eukaryota; Ciliophora; Spirotrichea; Sporadotrichida; Oxytrichidae. The record is from the annotation of a GenBank genome assembly.